UGUGUGUGUAUUAUUUUAUUGUGUGCGCUUCUGCGGAUGUCGAGCUGCGGUGUGACAGUGGGGUCUCCAUUGUUGUCAGUCCGGAGUUCAGAGGUGCUUAAGCGGCACUUUUACCGGGGCAUGGCGGGAAGGACGGGACUCAAGACCGGGCUGUGAGAGUGAAGGAAUCCACCGGAGAGACAAGAUAUUGUCAUGAAGAAAGACAUUGAGACUUUAAUUGCUGAAGAACGAGCUGACAUCCUUCAAAAAUAUGCUGCUGGUCGGCAGGGAGGGGUGGAGAUUGACCCCUGGGAGGAUGGCGACUACGACAUCUACAAAUCCGUCGACCGCUUCGGCUUCUUGCAUGAAGAGGAGCUGCCUCCCCCCUCUGCUCAAGAGGAGAAGCUCAAACACGUGGAAACUGAGCGGGCGGAGAAGUGGUUGAAAAUGAUGAAGAAGUGGGACAAAUACAAGACCAGCGACAGGAUGGUGAAGCGGGUUUACAAAGGGAUCCCCCUGCAGGUCCGAGGUCCAGUCUGGUCUCUGAUGCUGGAUGUGGACGCGACUAAGAAGGAAAACGAAGGGAAAUAUGAGAAAAUGAAGCAUCAAGCAAAGCUCUUCUCUCCAGAGAUUAAGCAGAUUGACUUGGACAUCAAUAGAACGUUCCGGAAUCACGUCAUGUUCAUGGAUCGCUUUGGGGUCAAGCAGCAGUCGCUGUUCCAUGUCUUAGCAGCAUAUUCAGUCUACAACACAGAGGUGAGUUACUGUCAGGGCAUGAGUCAGAUCGCCGCCCUGCUGCUCAUGUUCAUGAACGAGGAAGAUGCUUUCUGGGCUCUGACGCAGCUGCUGACCGAUCACAGACAUGGGAUGCAUGGAUUUUUUGUUCCCGGCUUCCCAAAACUUCAAAGAUUCCAGGCGCAUCAUGAUCAGGUUAUUACUAAACUGCUGCCUAAGCUGAAGAAACAUCUGGAUAAGGAGCAGAUGUCUGCAGGGAUCUACAGCACCAAGUGGUUCAUGCAGUGUUUCAUUGACAGGACGCCGUUCACACUCACACUGCGUCUGUGGGAUAUUUUCCUCCUGGAGGGGGAGAAACUUCUGACAGCAAUGUCCUUCACAGUCCUCAAGAUGCACCAGAAGCGCCUCCUACAGAUGUCUCUGGAGCAACUACGUGACUUUCUCCAAGAGAAAAUCUCCCACACGUUCUUCUGCAGCGAUGAUGUCACCAUCCAGCAUCUGCAGGUGGCCAUGGCGCAGCUCCGCAAAAUGAAGUUCGACCUCCCCCCGACAGGAAAACCUGAGGAGCUUCCACUCCGGCCUCUGGGUCAGGAGCUUUCAGCACCGCUCAGUCCAGUUGAGGCAUCCAGACGAAGAUCCAGAGCAGACUUGAGCCUUCACAUAAUCUCUCACCAGCAGGACUCGCCAGACCAGAGUCCCUACAAGGACCCGAAAGACCUUGCUGCAGCUGAUGAAUGCGCCCCACUACCAUCCCCAGACCCCAUCAUCAUCCACACUCGGAUGCACCUCACUCCGCCUGGCUCACCCCUGGCAGGGCCGCCUCCAUACCAGCCGAUGGAGGACGCGCAUACCAGCCAGAGGGUUCCACGGACCUUCUCUGCUCCAGUUUCCAUGGUCACGUCAACACCCUCUUUGGCUUUGACACAGUCUGAGAGUUCUGCAGCAGCGGAGGGUUCGAGUCUCUCUGCCGACAUUUACCAGGACCAGAACUCCAUCCAGACUGGACCGUAAAUGGUAAACUUGCCAUUCAUUUAUUUAAUAUUGUGAGUUGUUUUUAUACUUCAAGCAAAAAAAAAAACUGCCGCCAUUACAUUAAAUUAUCUCUUGAGAUCCUGCUGCUGAGACUAAAUUAUUUGUGAUUUAGAAGAAAAUUACAUUCAUAAGCAAUAGUUCUGUCAGUAUUGAUAUAAAAAAUGAAAUAAUUCUUCCAUUUUUGUCAAUUUAAAAAUAUUGAGUUGACCUUGACCACAUAAGCCAGAUUUUUUUUUAGCUCAUCGUGUGUAGAAACAAAACAGAAACCUGUUCACAUUUACACCUGUGGACCAAAAGGUUUUCAGGGGCCACCAGAUGACACUGUCCGCUGUAAAAUGUUCGGACUUGAACAAUAAAUUCAAGUGUUCAAAUCAUUUCUAAACCAAGAGCGCCAUCUCGUGGCCUUUGACAAUGAGGACUCUGUUUCAUCAGCCCUGCAAUUCUGUUUCAUGAUACCUCAUCGAGUCAUCACACGAGUGAACCCCGGGUCUUGAGUUUGACAUGUGAUUUAGACAGCUGAAUUGUAAUGUAAAAGCCUUGGUGGCCACGGUUUUCUGUCUGUCUUCAUCUCAACAAACGUCACCGUGCUACAUGCAUGAGUAUAUAUCCUAUUUCUGUAGUUCUAUUUGGACGACAUUAUAUAUUAUACUGAGACCUACAAAUCUACCUCUGUUUGAAUGAUCAAAAUAAGAGGACUAAAUCAUCUAUUUACUUUAAUUUAAUGAAUUUACUCUCCAUCCAUAUCACCUUUCCACCCUCAACCCUCUUGUAUUAUAUUAUACAUAUAUUUGUUAUCAGUGGAUCUCAAGCGAUGUUGCCCUUUAUGACCAAAUGUUUGUAGUUUUGUACUAGACUGUUUUGUCUGCAUUUGUCAGCAGAGUUAUUUUUUAGAACCGACGUCUGGAUGCCUUAUUUGAUCAGACUCUCAGUGAGCUGGCUCACGUUCCCAACAUUUGAAACAAGUGGCUUCAUUUCCGUAUCGCUCUUUAGUACACGGUCUAGAAUCUUGCUGUCUUUUACUAGAACCACUCCUUUCAUAGUUUUCUAUAAGAACAGCGAUGUAAAUGUCACACAGCUAGUACUGUUGGUGCUUGAAGAACUGUUGUAGUCAGUUUGCAACGUGUCUUGAUUUAGAUCAGCUUUCUUCAUUCAAGUAGAAACGUUGGGUUUAUAAAGCACUGUUGCCUCCUUCUGUUAGCUUCAACCUUUGUACAGAACAGAGCUUCUAAUUGAUUGUAUGUACCAUUAUGCAACUUGAUUAGCUUAAUAAAAAAAUGCAAAUGUU
Messenger RNA from Synchiropus splendidus (mandarinfish), 3031 nucleotides. RefSeq names its product USP6 N-terminal-like protein. The transcript is spliced from 14 exons. Lineage: Eukaryota; Metazoa; Chordata; Actinopteri; Syngnathiformes; Callionymidae. The coding region runs from base 193 to 1725 and encodes 510 amino acids. The record is from RefSeq and is a predicted model, not a curated record.